Catharus ustulatus (Swainson's thrush) is the source of this 6442-nucleotide messenger RNA. It is a transcript of the gene KLHL10, whose product is annotated as kelch like family member 10. The transcript is spliced from 4 exons. The record is from RefSeq and is a predicted model, not a curated record. The coding region runs from base 710 to 2575 and encodes 621 amino acids. NCBI's taxonomy places the organism in Eukaryota, Metazoa, Chordata, Aves, Passeriformes, Turdidae. Gene Ontology annotation, molecular function: protein binding.
GUCGCUGGUCGGGCCGUUCAUGUCCGAAGGGCUCCCGGCAAUGAAGCACUCCGCAGCCCCGGGGACACCGAGAACAGCGAGCCACGGAGCACUGGUGGGGGGAGAAGCCCUAAAGAGCGAUCCCCCAGCAUUGCAAAGGCCACCACUAACCCAUGUCCCUAAGUGCCACAUCCACAAGGCUUUUAAACACCUCCAGCGAUGAGGAUCGGCAGUCAAAUCGGGGAAAAAGACUUCCCUACAUUUCCAAAUAUACAACCUAAACCUUCCCGGCACAAGGUCAGUGACAAAGCAGCAGGGACAGCGUGUGUGACAGCACUGACAGAGCCGGAGUGUACCUCAGCUUCCUCCCGGGCAAGGUGGCACAAGACACUUCAGCAGUGGUUCAUGCCCACAUUUGGGGGCUGGUAUUACUGGAGGGGAUCAGUCACAGGGCUGGUUUUACUCCAAGCAAGCACCAACACAGGUCCAGGACACAGCAUAACCCAGGCUAUAGGGAUGCAAAAGCUGGGGGCAACCACAGAAUGCUGGGCCUGGGUCACCUCUGCAUCUGUGAUGUCAUUAUGGGGCACAAUCCAAGAGCCAGCAAGGGGGUUCAGGGCUGGAUGUUUGGGGACAACACCAGAGUGCUCUACACACCUCAGCAAGGUCCACUGCCUCUGGCUCCAACGUGCGGGAUAGCUUGGCACCUACCAAAUGUUCAUCCUCCAACAUGGAGAGGAAGAUGAGCGAUAGGAGUUGCAGCAUCUCCAAUGAGCUCCGCCUGGAAGGGAGAUUCUGCGAUGUGAUCAUCAGUGUAGAUGGGGUGGAAUUCAAGGCUCACAAGCUCAUCCUCUCUUGCUGCAGUAUCUACUUCAGGACUCUGUUUACCAACUGGGACAGCGCAGACAAGAUGGUCUAUCAAAUCCCUGGCAUUUCAGCUGAAAUGAUGGGUCUCAUCAUCAAUUACGCCUACACUGGGACAGUACCGAUCACAGAGGACAACGUUGAGAGUUUGCUGGCUGCAGCAGAUCAGUUCAAUGUCAUGGGCAUCGUCAGCCUGUGCUGUGAGUUCCUCAGUUCCAGGCUGUGCUUUGAGAAUUGCAUUGGCAUUUGCAGACUCACUGACUAUUACCACUGCCCCGACCUGCGCGCAGCUGCCUGCGUGUACAUCCUGCAUCACUUCGAGGAGGUGUCCCAGGUGUCCGAGGAGUUCCUAGACCUCUCUGCCGAGGAGCUGGCGCACAUUAUUGAGAAGGAUGAGCUUAACGUGCGGCGAGAAGAAGCCGUGUUUGAGGCUGUGCUGAGGUGGAUCACUCAUGACCCGCAGAACAGGAGGCAGCACAUCGCCUGCUUGCUCAGCAAGGUGGGUGCUGUGCAGCUUUGGAGCUGUCCCCAGAUGCUACCGAGGGGGAAACCAUCAGUAUUAGUGCUCCAACCUCCUCCUUGCAUGUUUCAGGUUCGACUGGCACUCCUACAAUCCGACUACUUUAUGAACAACGUCAAAGCUCACGAGUAUGUGAAAGACAAUGCCAACUGCAAAGAUCUCAUCAUCAGUGCCCUGUCAGAAAUCUACGACCUGAACUCCUACGGCCAGAGUUCCUCGGUCAACGCCAACCCACUGACCCGGCCGCGCCUGCCCUACGCCAUCCUCUUUGCCAUCGGGGGCUGGAGCGGGGGCGGCGCCACCAGCGCCAUCGAGACCUACGAUGGCCGCACUGACAAGUGGCUCAACAUCCCCUGGGAGCAAGAGAGCCCCGUCGCCUAUCACGGCUCGGCUUAUUUGAAAGGCCACGUCUACGUUAUCGGCGGAUUCGAUGGCACAGAUUAUUUCAACAUCGUCAAACGGUUCGACCCGCUCCAGAAGACGUGGCAGCAGGUAGCACCCAUGCACUCACGGCGCUGCUACGUCAGCGUCACCGUUGUGGACAACUUCAUCUAUGCCAUGGGAGGGUUUGAUGGGUACAUGCGGCUCAACACGGCGGAGCGGUAUGACCCAGACACCAACCAGUGGACCCUGAUCACCCCCAUGCACGAGCAGAGGAGCGACGCCAGCGCGACCACGCUGAAUGGAAAGGUGUACAUCUGUGGUGGGUUUGAUGGCGAUCAGUGCCUCAGCUCAGCUGAAAUGUUUGACCCCACCACAAACCAGUGGUCCCUGAUCGCCCCAAUGAGCAGCAGGAGAAGCGGAGUUGGGGUGAUGGCGUACGGGAACCACGUGUACGCGGUUGGAGGGUUCGAUGGGAACAGCCGGCUCCAGAGCGUGGAAGCGUACAACCCCAUCACCAACGCCUGGCACGCCGUGCCCUCCAUGCUAAAUCCACGCAGCAACUUUGGCAUCGAGGUGAUGGACGGCCUGCUGUUCGUGGUCGGGGGCUUUAAUGGGUUCAGCACCACCGUCGCCACCGAGUGCUACGAGGAGGACACCAACGAGUGGUACGACGCGCACAGCAUGGGCAUCACCCGCAGCGCCGUCAGCUGCUGCGUGGUGCCAGGGCUCUCCAACGUCAUGGAAUACAUUGCCAGGCAACACUACUACCAGCACAGCUCCUCCAUGGACUUCUUGUUCACCAGUUCAACUCGGAGCUCGCCGUUGUAAAUAGUUCCCCUUAGCUAGGAGUGUUGUGAUCAGCCAUCACUGGAUGCUUGUGUAAAUAGUUCUGCGUAUCUAAUAAAGUCUUCUGAGCAUCCCAUCAUUGGAUGCCUGUGUAAAUAGCUCUCUUUAGGUAAUAAAGUCCCCCAUGGCAGCAAGGGAGUAUGUUCUCUUGUUCUAAAAUAGAAACAAUUGUAAACAGGCCAAAAGGAUCAUUAGGAUCUCAAAUUUACUCAACAGCAUUACCCAAUGUUAUUAGCCACACCCUAUACAUCAACUUAAAAAAUCAAAAGCACAACAGAAUGCUAGAGAAAUAAAAGGUUUAUUUUUAUUAAUUCACCUCUUACAAUAGCCUUUAGUACAUUGUGUUUAAGGUCAAGAACAGGACAGCAGGAUCUGUUUCAAAGGGCCUAUGACACACACUACUUUACCUCACAGGUAAGGACAGGAGUGCUGUUCCCCAGGAAACUGCUGCCCCUCAGUUAAUAUGCCAGGAGAGCAGAGCUGCUGCAACCCACAGUGGCAUGGACCCACGAGGAGAAUCUGACUAUUAAUGGUCAUCAAACAGCUCGUUAGUUCCACACUCUACAUUCAUAUUAGUAACAGGGUUAGAUUCUCAAGAGCACCUGUUUCAUCAAAUUCCACCCAGGACUGUCAAAUGGGAGAUGGCUUGUACCCCAACCUAAGGUGAACAGAGCUGAAAAUAAAUACAAGCUACAAACCACGUUCUUUAUGUUUCCUUUUUAAAGCCCAUUGGAUGUUAUCCUGUUACAAAGGCUGUAUUAAGAACAACAUAAAAAGUUUUAAUUCCUUGGGACUGGGUUUGUUGUCAGCCACCAGGGUAUUCCACAACACACAAGAUGAGCCAAGAAUUUGGAUUUCAAUAUUUUCUGUAAUGGAUAAAAACGCCAUUGCAAUAGUCAAGCAGAAUGCUGGGUACAGUUGUUCACAGCACAUGUAACACUGGGCUGUUUGCUUCAUCUCUGGAGUGGUUUCCCACUAUGUCCAAGGGAGUCAUUAAAAACACACACAACCCCUGGCUACUAAUGGAGUAUCCAAGUAGUUUUAAAUUAUUAUGUACACAUAUGGCCCCUGGGAGUUACUACAGCAACCACCAGCAGGUGCCACUGGUACUUUGAGCAGAAAGCCAGGACAUGUCACAUGUGUUUGGUGGCAGGUAUCAGGGCAGGUGUAGAGCUGUGAUUGUCCUAAGGAGGAGGAAAACUCCCCUCAAUGCCCUUUUCCCUCAGUGAAGCCAGCAGUCAGCCUUCUCACCCUUACUGAACACACACUGGGAUCCUGCUGACAGCUGACCAGCCUCUAGAAACACAUGGGAAGAACUCCCAGGCUUUUGUUUAUGGGAUCAUUUGAUAAACACCCUAUGGUAGUCAAGGGCACAAGGAAUUGUUAUGGAUUCACAGGCUUGUGGGCUGAACUGCAGCCAGAGCCAUGAGUGCAAUUCUCCCAACACAUCAUGUGAUGCAAUGGAUCACCCAACCCCUAAAUCACAAACUACAUCAGCGCCACUGAUCCCCUGGGAUUCAAGGCUAAAAAACCCAAACUGCUCACAGCUAUUGCAGAACUGGCAGAGCAAACACUGAGAGCUCUGGAGCUCUGUGCCAGGCCCUCCUCCCCAGAGCACAUGGAGGGACAGCACAGCACACACAGCAUGCAGCUGGCACACAUGGGUUACCUGGCCAGGGAUGGGGCUGGGCUCACACUGCCUCUCACUGGAGUGCUUUUAGCAAACGCCACAGCUUGUCCGUCAGCCCAAAGUCCUCCUAGGAAGUGCAAUAGCAAUUUUGCUUAGAAAAAGCAAGACUGCAAGGUUUGUUCUCACCUCUUUGUUGCACAGUGCCAUGCAUUAAAUAUUCAGUUCCUAUUCUAACUCAAAGAACCAUCUUGGUGUUUCUCCCUACAAAUUCUCUGUAUUUGAUGACAGACUACAGGAGAGCUUGCAGAGAGCUGUGGUGGUGACCAACCACUCACCAACUGCUUGUUAAAUCCCUCCAGCUGCUUCAGCAGGGUGGAGGAUGUGAACUCUCCACUGCUUUGGUGCAAAGUCUGGGAAAGUAUCUCAAAAUCAGCUCCCACAAACUGCUGUUACAUCGAUGGAUUCAGUUUGCACACUUUAACACAAACUGCUGCAGGAGCAGCAAUUCUGCACCUACUCCAUCCAGACCCAGCUUACAGCCUGCAGCAGCUGUUUGGGAACAGCCACCUGCAAACAACACCUUAAACUCACCUAUUUCCUCCUGCAUGAAGCCAGUAGCAUAGACUUCACCUGCCCCAAGAACCAAACAGGCAAAGAAAAUACAACAUGGUUACAACAGAGGAAUAAACAGAGACAAACUGUUCAGAAUUUCAAGUUUGGUAGUUUUUUAAACUAAGGCUGGAGACUCUCUCACAAGUUGUUGAUAUCAAAGUGGCCCAUAAAUCAUAAAGUGGAGCAUUAAGGGAUGUACACAUGAGAGAAACCUUUACACACUGAGUGGUGGAAAGACUUACCCAAGUUUCAGAUAUGAUCUGGGCUGCCUGUUGAACUGGAAAAGGAGAAUGAGCAGCUCAGGAAGCAAAACAAUUAAGACCAAAACAAACCCCAAACUGGUUAAAAGCCCUUUGCAAAGAAGUCAUCCACAUCAAAACCACCAGCAAACCAUCAGUGAACCAAGAACAGUAACAGAUUUUCCAGAAAGGUUUGUCUACACAAAUUUUGUAAUACCCAGGUUACUCCUCCCAUUCCCUUCCCUAAGAUCCUGAGUUAGCCUGCAUGGAAAAACCUGGAACAUUCAAAAGAAGGGAAGGAUGGGGAGAAAACGAGGUAGGAAGUAUGCACUGAAACUGUUGGUAAAUGAAAGGGUCCUGAAGCUUCUUGGACUGGGAAGGAGUGCUCAGUGGGACAGGUAACUGAGAGGCAGGGAUACUCCAAAGGGAUUAUCCCAACUUCUGUUCCCUGGGAGUGCAGCAGGAAGCAAUCCAGAGCCAACCAGGGCACUUGCAUCUACCAGAAGCCACCUCAGAAUACCACAAGGUGUUUAAAUGAGCUUAAAUCUCACCCCCAGAGCAAGUGGGGAAAUUCAGACACUUGGAGACUGUGAAAGCCCAGCUCUCCUCACUGCAGGAACACCUGGUACAGAGCUGCAGCACAGCUGCUGGGAGCUCCCUGGGACAGCAGGAGGGCAAAGGCUUCUGAUUGUCAGAGACAGGCUGGGAACAGCAGGGGCUCUCCCAUCACUUUUCACUAGAAUUAAAACACGUGCAACAUUUGAGAAAAGACCUACGAGCAGCUCAGGUUUCGCUAUACUCCUGUGAAACAAUCCCACUCUCACUGAUCCACUCUGACAAAACUGAACUACCAGUGUGGGUGGGUGGCUCAUCACUGGCUGUCACUCCUUCGCUCAGGCUGCUGAACCAAGUUCUUAAGUUUGAGACAGACUCAAACCUGCAAAUACACCUGAAAAAAAAAAUCCACUGCCUCAAGUUCUCUUUUAGCAAGUGUCUUGCAUCCAACCAUCCAUUUACAAACAAACUCUGCAGCCUCUCUACAACAGACAAAUACAAAAUAUUUACUACACAUAGAAACAUCCUGAAGUUAUUUCAUAAAGAAAGAUUGUGCUUUUGUUUCAUACAGAACUACUGCACUUGCCUCCAGCUUGGGAAAGCCAAGUACACCAACACCAAUCCUGUGAAGUUUAGUCACUGAGGAGAGAAUCAAAGGAAUGUCAAGAGAAAAGUGCAAAUGAAACAGGUGCUUUCAAGCACACACAAAUGUAACCACUAAAUUAUUAAAAGAGAGAUCUUUGAUUUUCCAAGUAGAACUGUUAGAGACUAACUCUACAGAAACCCUUGAAAUAAAAGAUCUGAGGAGAAAAG